UUUAGUAACAUAUAACACUGUUUCCGUAGUCAACGCUUGCAAUCCCUCUCGAUUCUCUUAUGUUUUCCAACUGUUUCGAAGCGAAACCGUUGUUCAGAGCUUCAAUCGGGUCGGAUCUUAGUGUCAGUUUCAGUUCGGGUCAAGUGACCAUGUUGAAGAACCAUUGUAGUUGCAGCUUGUCGAUCGCAGAACCCGGUUCAGUGUUUUUCCGCUCCGUUUUCAGAACUUGCAGGAAGAGAAAAGAUCCUAAGAAUACUACAUACUGGAAGCCUCCACAAGCAUCUGCAGUAAAUGAUUUUCACCUCCCAAUGAGCAGUUCAGUGGUUAAAAAUAGGACAUCAAUGGAGGGCAUUAGGAGUCUGCGAUUGAUAACGGCGGUUAAAACUCCUUAUCUACCUAAUGGCCAAUUUGAUCUUGAUUCAUAUGAUAACUUGGUGGAUAUGCAGAUUGCAAAAGGCAUUGAAGGUAUUCUUGUUGCAGGCUCAACUGGUGAAGGCCAACUAAUGACCUGGAGUGAACAAAUAAUGCUUAUUGCACACACAGUCAACUGUUUUGGGGACAGAGUUAAGGUUGUUGGUAAUGCUGGAAGCAACUGCACAUCAGAGGCAAUUAAAGCCACUGAGAGAGGUUUUGCUGUUGGAAUGAAUGCUGCACUUCAUAUAAGCCCUUACUAUGGCAAAACCUCUUUGGAUGGUUUGGUUGCUCACUAUAACAGUGUACUUUCCAUAGGCCCCAUCAUUGUAUAUAACAUACCUACAAGGACUAAUCAAGAUAUUCCUCCCAGUGUAGUUCAAACCUUGGCUCAAAGUCCUAAUUUGGUUGGUGUCAAGGAGUGUGUGGGAACUGAGAGGAUCAAACAAUAUACAGAUGAAGGGAUUGUUGUAUGGACAGGGAUUGAUAAAAUGAGCCAUGAUGCUAGAUGGGAUUUUGGAGCUGUUGGAGUUCAAUCUGUUGCUAGCAACCUAGUUCCUGUUAGAAGGCAUAAGUCAGUUUUAUUUUUUUUAGAAAAACUGUAGUUACUACAACAGUACAACUGUUCCUUGUAUUCUGUAUAUAUAUAACAGAACACUUGUAUACAUAUACCAAAUACAAUUUUAUCAAUUCAUACAGUUUGGAAUACAAUAUUAUUU
Messenger RNA from Vigna radiata var. radiata (mung bean), 1130 nucleotides. RefSeq names its product 4-hydroxy-tetrahydrodipicolinate synthase, chloroplastic. The record is from RefSeq and is a predicted model, not a curated record. Bases 60 to 1016 code for a protein of 318 amino acids. The transcript has 3 exons. Lineage: Eukaryota; Viridiplantae; Streptophyta; Magnoliopsida; Fabales; Fabaceae. Gene Ontology annotation, molecular function: 4-hydroxy-tetrahydrodipicolinate synthase activity.